AUGGUAUCCCUGCGCACCCUCCUCACAGGCAGUAUUCUUGCCAUAGGCGCACUGUCGUCCCAUAUCCAUAAAAGAGAUGUCAACCCUGGCCCAGUCAAGGGAGAUACCUUCAUCCACGACCCCACGGUAGUCAAGAAACCCGAUGGCACAUAUCUUGCUGCCUUCACAGCCAACGGCGUUGGCUUGAAGACAUCUAUCGAUCGCACAACCUGGAAGGAUGUGGGCGCUGCGUUCCCCAACGGCGCUUCUUGGACGACUACCUACACUAAGGGCGACAAAAAUCUGUGGGCCCCUGAUUUGUCCUACCACAACGGUCAAUACUACAUGUAUUACUCUGCUUCUAGCUUUGGAACGUCCCGAUCCGGUAUCUUCCUCGCAGUGAGCAAGACUGGUGCCUCCGGCUCGUGGACCAACUACGGCCUCGUCGUUGAGUCGUUCGACAACAGCAACUACAAUGCCAUCGAUCCCAACCUCUACGUGGCCUCCGACGGCAAAUGGUGGCUCUCCUUCGGCUCUUUCUGGGGUGGUCUGAAGCUGAUCGAGCUGAGCCCUUCAACCGGCAAACCCAUCAACCAGAAAAGCAUCGCCUCGAUCGCCGCUCGUCCCAACAAUGGAGGGGCCAUCGAAGCGCCCUUCAUCACCAAGCACGGCAACUACUUCUACCUCUGGGCCGCCUUCGACAGCUGCUGCAAGGGCACUGCAAGCACUUACCGCACUAUGGUCGGCCGCUCUUCCAAGAUCACCGGUCCUCACGUGGACAAGUCGGGCAAGUCUAUGAUGGAAGGCGGCGGUACCCAGAUUCUCGCUAGCCACGGCAACAUCCAUGGCCCUGGACACCCUGCAGUCUUCACUGAUAAUGACGCCGACGUGCUUGUCUAUCACUAUUACAACGCUGCUGGUACCGCCCAACUUGGCAUCAACCUUAUUCGUUACGAUAAUGGCUGGCCUACUGCUUACUAGGGCAUCUACAUUUAAAACAACAAUUGAGUGAGGAUUGGGCGCUGAUGGUAAUCUGGUUGCGGAGCGGAACUACUGCGGCUGGAAAGCGGAAACAAUAAAUCCUGUGCAAGCUGCUACUAAGUAUGAGAACAUGGUAGCUUUUGGCAUAAGCCUAAACCUGGC
Molecule: messenger RNA, 1122 nt
Organism: Aureobasidium pullulans EXF-150
Lineage: Eukaryota; Fungi; Ascomycota; Dothideomycetes; Dothideales; Saccotheciaceae
Product: putative Arabinan endo-1,5-alpha-L-arabinosidase
Exons: 1
Coding region: 1-960 (319 amino acids)
Biological process (GO): carbohydrate metabolic process
Molecular function (GO): arabinan endo-1,5-alpha-L-arabinosidase activity
Source: RefSeq, a predicted model, not a curated record